Molecule: messenger RNA, 921 nt
Organism: Caenorhabditis remanei
Lineage: Eukaryota; Metazoa; Nematoda; Chromadorea; Rhabditida; Rhabditidae
Exons: 5
Coding region: 1-921 (306 amino acids)
Molecular function (GO): protein binding
Source: RefSeq, a predicted model, not a curated record
AUGUCUGCUUCGAGGAAGGAAUUUGUGUUAAAACACGUUUUCAAAGAUGUUCGGAAUCUCAAAGAAAAUGAGUAUCAAUGCGGUCCUACAGAAGAACAUUUCAAUGUUCCAUGGAGAAUAGGCGUCACUAGAAGAAAGGGAUCCCUUGCUUAUUAUCUGUAUUGUCAUUAUCCUAAAACCACCGAAUGGUCGAUUACCAUUGAGCGGGAAGCGAGACUAAUCUCGGUAGGAGGAAAAAUAAAGAAAAGAAACAGCGAAUCGACGUUUAUCAGUAAUAGUGAAUACAACAGUCGGGGAUGGGGUUCAUUUAUCGAAUGGAACAAUAUGGAAAAGGAUUAUAUGACCGAUGGAAAUAUCACUAUUGAAGAAUAUAUUAAAAUCAAGAAAAUGACUGGAAUCGCAAAGAAGAAAUUGAGAAAUUUCGACUCAAAAAUGAAUAUAUUCUCAGAUGUCAUUUUGACUGUGGAAGAUGAGAAAUUCUAUGUCUCCAAAUUGUUUCUGGCUACACAGUCCGCGUAUUUCGAAGAUCUCCUAUCGAAAAAACAUGAGAAAUCUGAAAAGCCAAAAUACAAACUCGAUGGUUGUAAAUCAGAGGAUUUUCAGUACUUUCUGGAAUUGAUCUACGGAGAAUCACCAAUUGAUGAUGAAACAGUUGAUGGAAUUAUUCAUUUGGCUGACAAGUAUCAGGUUCCAACUGCGAUGAGAAAAUGCGAAGAGUUUUUGAUUAAUAAUUCUGAAAAAUCAUUGAAAGAGAAGUUGCAAAUGGCUAAAACAUACAAGCUGGAAAACUUGAAGGAUAGAGCUCUCUCCGAAAUCAAGAAUGUCGCAGACAUUCGAUCUGUUGUCUCAUACGAUGUCAGUGAAAUGGAUCCAUCUGUCGUCGCGGCUCUUCUCCAGAAAGCGUUGUCAUAUUUACCAUGA